GACGCGGCGUCCAGCUGAGCGUGGGGGCGUGGUGUAUCAUGGGAAAAAGUUUGUAAAUCACUUCUAGGUGCUGCGCACUCAGCGCUGGAAGAGGAGUCCUCCUUCCCUGGAGAGAGAAUGUUUAAACUGUAACGUUAAACACAACACGCUGGAUAGUAAUGUCUGGAGAGAGGCUACCCAACGGCUUCAGCUCGACCCCUCUCAAAGACUUCCAGUCAUCAAAGGGCUUGGGCGACGGCAUCCUACCAGACGACGAAGACACCUUUUCUCUGCUUUCUCCAAUUUAUCAUGACAGCUUUGAUAGUGACGAAGAAGACCAGAGAUCCACCCCAGCUCAGCAGACCUCACCCGAACAAACAGAUGACUCCAGGCUCAGUAUUUCACCAGUCAGAUGCGAGCUACCAAAAGCAGUUUCAGAGCAUUCUGCACCUUCACCUGCUCUCAGUGCAUGGGAAAUGUGGUUGGUCAGUAAAGCUAAAGAGGAGCGUCUUAAACAGGAAAAGAAAACAGAGAAGGAACGCUUACUGAAAGAAAAUAAAGAAAAGCAAGACAGAGAGCGGGAACAUAAAAAGAUCAUCAAGGAAGAAAAGAUCCAAGAAUGGAUAAAACUUAAAAGAGAACAGGAGAGACAUGAGCAGCUUCUUAAACAAAGAAAGGAGGAGGAGGAGAUGCAGAGGCAGCAGGAGAGACGGAGGGAGACUGAACAGAAAGCUCAACAAAAGUACAAAGACUGGCUGCACAAAAAGAACCGAGAAAAAACAGAGAAAGAGAAGAGAGAAAAAGAGGAAGCUGCCCUGAAGGAGGAGCAGGAGAUGGAGCGCCGCAGGAGGGCUGAAGAGAAGUUUAAGGAAUGGCUGGCAAAGACGAAUGAAAAAAGCAGCGCUAGUUCCAAAACACGCAGCUGUCCAUCAAGUCCCUAUGACAAAUCGUACCCAUCGCCCAGCUUUAUCAAUCCAGUCCCCUGGAAACCAGUUCAUGUCCCUCCUCCAGAAGCAUCCACCCAUAAGACAUCCAGCAAGAAUCCUCUGAAACCGAGGAAAAGCCAACAGAGCCUCAGCGGUGCUUUUAGGCUGAGAAACACUGCAAGUCCAGCACAUUUGCAGCAGAGGAGAUGACACAGCAGACCAGCGUUUAUGACUGGGAUGUGGUAACUUAGUUAUGGCUCAGAUAUGAUUUCUGCAUCACCACAGCUCCUGAGCCAAGAGCUUGCUGAGUCACACAAGGAUUUGUAUUCUAAGAUGAUUGUGGUGAAGGCAUUUGGUUUGUUAUGUUUAUUUUUUUUUAAUAAUGUAUUCCCUCAAAUAUUUAAAAGUCCAGAAU
This is a messenger RNA of Archocentrus centrarchus (flier cichlid), 1320 nucleotides long. It is a transcript of the gene ccdc34, whose product is annotated as coiled-coil domain containing 34. The record is from RefSeq and is a predicted model, not a curated record. Lineage: Eukaryota; Metazoa; Chordata; Actinopteri; Cichliformes; Cichlidae. The transcript is spliced from 7 exons. Bases 159 to 1115 code for a protein of 318 amino acids.